Molecule: messenger RNA, 5521 nt
Organism: Salvelinus sp. IW2-2015
Lineage: Eukaryota; Metazoa; Chordata; Actinopteri; Salmoniformes; Salmonidae
Product: netrin receptor UNC5D-like
Biological process (GO): axon guidance; netrin-activated signaling pathway
Cellular component (GO): membrane
Molecular function (GO): netrin receptor activity; protein binding
Source: RefSeq, a predicted model, not a curated record
AGCUAUUGGCUUGCGCGGCUUAAUUAUUUCACUCUCUCUCACACAGUUUGCCCGACCGCCGACACACAGACACCGCGCUCCAUCUGUCUGUAUUGUGAAGCAGAGAUGCAGUCGCUGUUCGCCAUCCUCGGCGACAGACUUGCCCUGUAUAAACGUUAUCAGUGCAGGGUAACCUGUUACUGAUGACAGUCUACGACGACAAAUGCUCGAGACCCUCGCGCAGCAUACCCGGGUCAGAUUGGGAGGAAGACGACCGGCGUAGUGAUGGGACAGUUUUCGGGGGUAUGCUACGGGAGUUUGGUCAUCCUCUUGUUUCUCGGUUUGCAGUUCCCGGCCACGGCGGCACGAGGUUCCAGGAGUGAUGCUCUGCAGCAUGGCACAUCAGGGACCCUCCCCCACUUCCUGCAGGAGCCCGAUGAUGCCUACAUCAUCAAGAGCAACCCCAUCAAGCUCAAAUGCCGGGCCCGCCCCGCCCUGCAGAUCUUCUUCAAGUGCAAUGGGGAGUGGGUCCACCAGAGCCAGCACCAGUCUCAGGAACACACCGACCAGGGCACAGGGCUGAAGAUCCGGGAGGUGAUGAUCAACGUGUCCCGUCAGCAGGUGGAGGACUUCCAUGGCCCUGAGGACUACUGGUGUCUGUGUGUGGCCUGGAGCCACCUGGGCACCUCCAAGAGCCGCAAGGCCACCGUACGCAUCGCCUACCUGAGGAAGAACUUUGAGCAGGACCCCCAGGGGAGGGAGGUGCCCAUUAAAGGCAUGAUUGUGCUGCACUGCCGUCCACCAGAGGGAGUGCCUGUCGCAGAGGUGGAGUGGUUGAAGAAUGAGGAGCUGGUGGGCUCGGAUGGGAAUAUCGACACGCGAGCAGACCACAACCUGAUCAUCCAGAAGGCGCGUUUGUCUGACUCGGGAAACUACACAUGUCUGGCCAGCAACAUCGUGGCCAAGAGACGCAGCCUCACRGCCACUGUGGUCGUAUUUGUGAACGGAGGGUGGUCAUUGUGGACAGACUGGUCCGCCUGUAAUGUGCGCUGUGGGCGGGGGGUCCAGAAACGCUCCCGUACCUGCACCAACCCCGCCCCUCUCAACGGGGGCACCUUCUGCGAGGGCAUGUCUGUCCAGAAGAGUACCUGUAAUGCCCUCUGCCCAGUGGAUGGUGGCUGGGGAGAGUGGACAGAAUGGACGGUGUGCAGUGCGGAGUGUGCGAGGCAGCGCAGCAGAGAAUGUACAGCCCCGGAGCCUAAACAUGGAGGCAGGCUGUGUGACGGGGCCGCCCUGGGAACAGAUAACUGCACCGGGGGCCUCUGCACUCAGAAUCGAAAGCUGCUACACGACGCCAAGCCACAGGGUCUGGAGGUUAGCAGUGACGUAGCGCUGUAUUCGGGCCUGGCGGCAGGGGUGGUGACUGUGGUGGUGUUGAUUGUGGCAGUGACCCUCUACCGGAGGAACCAGAGCGAGUACGGUGUGGACGUCAUUGACUCCUCCGCCCUCACUGGGGGCUUUCAGUCCUUUAGCUUCAAGACCGCCUGCCAAGGCAACCCCCUGUUGAUCAACUCAUCCCAGCAGCCGGACCUAACGGUGUCACGGACCUACACCAGCCCCAUCUGCUUCCAGGACUCCAUGGAUAAAGAACUCAUAUCUCAGGAGCCUUCGCUCUUCGACCCCCUGCCCGACCUCAAGGUCAAAGUUCACUCCUCUUUCAUGGUGUCCCUGGGCGUGUCAGAGAGAGGGGCCGAGUACCACAUCCAGAAAGCCCACCCCCAGACCUUCCCCCGGGGACUGGCGCCCGACUACAGCGGUGUGGGGUUGGAGGGGACCCUGAGAGGAAGGAGGGAGAAGACCCUCCUCGGCCCCCUUGCCCCGUCUACGCCAUCCAGGCCCCCACUCAGGACGGCCGGGGUGUUCGGACACGCGGGAGGGAGGCUGGUGGUGCCCAAUACAGGCGUGAGUCUGUUGGUGCCCCAUGGGGGGAUAGCUGUGGACACUACCUGGGAAAUGUACAUGGUCAUCAACCAGGAGGACAGCAGCAGCAGUACCCUAUCAGAAGAGAGACAGGAGGUCCUGCUGAGCCCAGAGGUCACGUACGGUCCGCUGGGCCUUGACCUCUCCUGUCCCAUCGCCAUGACGAUAGCCCACUGCGCUGAGGUUGCCGCCGAUAACUGGAGCAUCCGCCUCAAGAGGCAGACACAGGAUAACAAGUGGGAGGAAGUAAUGUCGGUGGAGGAGGAGAGCACUUCCUGCUACUGUCUGCUGGAGGCUCAGUGCUGCCACCUGCUGUUGGAGCAUCCAGGGCGCUACGCCCUGGUGGGGGUGCCUCUGAGCCAGGAGGCUGUGAAGAGGCUGAGGUUGGCCGUGUUCGGUAGUGCAGACAACACCAAUCCACUGGGAUACAGCCUCAGAGUGUACUGUGUCGAUGACACCCCCUACGCAUUCCAGGAAGUGGCAUCGGCCGAGCGGGUGAGAGGUGGUUGUCUCCUGGAGGAGCCCAAGACGCUGCUGUUCAGGGGGAACUCCCUCAGCCUGCAGCUCUCCAUCCAGGACGUCCCCCAGUUCCUCUGGAGCAUCAAGCCUUUCACCACCUGCCAGAGUGAAAAGGAGGUAGUCCCCUUCUUCACUCAGUCGGACUGUACCAUCACAUCACAGAUGGGGUCCAGGGCUUUCAAGAUCCCACUUUCCAUCCGCCAAAGGAUCUGUGCCACCUUCGACACAGCCAACGUCAAGGGCAAGGACUGGCAGCUGCUUGCACAGAAACUCUGCAUAGACAGGAACCUGUGUUACUUUGCGCGUCAGGAGAGCCCAUCGGCUGUGAUCCUCAGCCUAUGGGAGGCCCAGCACCAGGACACAGGGGACCUGGACUCUCUGGCCAGCGCUCUGGAGGAGAUCGGCAAAGUCCACUCCACCCACUCCACCUCCAGUAGGACCAGCACGCAGAACACCACAGGGACCACCACAAGGACCACCGCUACCCUGGGCCGCAGCAUUGAGGAGCUGGACGCUGAGUUCACCUAACCAGGGGAGGGAUGAACGGAUGAACUGGAGCGCCAGCAAAGGAUCACAAGGCUGGGAAUGAACUAGCCUAAACAGGGGAGGAAUGGAUGGACCCUCACAGUGGAGGAGGUCAUACAGAAGACUCCAGCCAGGGGAGGAUUGGACAGAGAGCAGACAUGACUAAGUACAACAGGGGAACUAAUUAACUACUUUAACUAAAGUCAGACCACCAGGCUGAAUGGAGGGGUAAGAGGGACAAGAUGAUAGGAGAACAAGAGGUGCUAGAAGAGAAGGGUAUAAGGGAGAGAAUGAAAAGGGGUGAGGGGGACAAUGGUUUGAGAGGGGAGGGGUGAAGACCAGGGCUAGGGGUGCAAGAAGAGAUGGGGAUAAGGGACCGGGGACAAGGGAUAGUGGUGCAAGAGGAGAAGAGGUGCCAGGGAGAGAGGGAGAAGGGAGAAGGGGACAAGCAAGCAGUGUAGUGGGUUCUAGAGGUCUGAAGGUCCUGCCACAAGAGGGCAGCUACUGUUGUUUAGGUAGAAACAGAGGAACUAACUACAGUAACCCAGGGACUAAUCCACAACAGAGUCAAAAAGUGAACCACAACUGAACCACAAACCAACAAGUGGCACUCUUUCUAACCUGGACAAUUAGGCCCCACCCCUCUAGUCAUUCCCCUCGGUAGCAAGAAUUKUUUGUGUGACGUGAAGAUGUUGUUGUUUAUUUUAUAUUUAUAAUAUCUCUCUCUUUUCUUUAUUUUCUUGUGUUUUUCCUUGCACAUUGAAGGUGUGUUAAUGCAUAGGCCUACUGUGGAACCAGAGAGAAACAAGCUCUAUCUAGGUAUUCAGAUGUUGACAACAUGUUGUGAAAAACAGUCAGUUAUGACGUCUGCCAUAUGACGUCACAAACAUUUGGGUUACCCAUACCUGGGGUUACCCAUACACACACGAGCAUACUACUUAGAAUGAAGGAAUGUAUUUGGGCAUACAUUCAGAGUGCAAUGUAUUGGGGCAUACAUUCAGAGUGGUGUGCUUUGUGGUAUAUGUUGAUAUUGGUCACGCAGCCAAUAUGUAAUUUUACUGAAUGGCACUGAAAAAGUUCUGGUGUCACACUAAAGCCGUGACAUUAAUUAACAAAUGGCUAUCUGCAGAUGAAUGAAGGAGAAUGUAUGAGGGAUGGUCGAAACAUCCCAGGCUGUCACAUGGGCAAGAUCAACACCCACACACAAACAAGCAGAAUGGCACUUUCCUAUCAGGUGGAUAUUUUUUACCUAAAUGUAUUGGUCAGAAAAUGAAUUGAAGUGAUUAGAGUAUUUACGUGUGCUGUUAACCCUUAAACUCCCACUCCAGUGGUGCCCUAGGCCAAGUCAGGCUAACUAACUAACSCUUAGCCUACUACCAGGAAACACAAACACAAAUAUUAUUCAACUUCAAAAAGUUGCCCACCCACAUACACACACAAAAUAGGUCAAAAUAAAAAAAGGUAAACUGUGAGGAACAGUGUGUAGAACUGUCAUGGUGUUGUUUCAUGGAAUUUCCAGUGUUUUUACAUGCUAGUACCUAACUAUAGUAAGCUGUCCAGUCUCCUCUACUUAGUGUGGGAGACACCAGGCACGUGGCAGAGGUGCUCCCAACGUUGUUACAGCAUUUAAACCCAUCACACACGAUAGCAGGAGCUGCAGCUUGGAGAUGAUGAACUCACACACUCUGAACUGAUCUGAAAUACACACACACACACACACUCMMGGCACAUGCACACACAGUUCUCCAAUGUAGUGAGGUGUAUGCCUAUUUGAAUAUCUGGAACGCAAAAAAUAAGCCGACGGAAAGAGCUAUCUAUACACAUCAGUUUGUGGGUGCAUGUGUGCGCACCUGGAGGUGUUUGUGUGACGUGAAUUUGAAGAUCUGUCUUUGUCCCUUUGGAGAAUCCAGCCUAGUGCUAGUAUUUGAGUUCAUUCUGAUGUGUGAUGUGUGUAUCUCUCACAAGCUACUGUCUUUAGAGCUGUAUUCCUUUGGAGAAAAAUAAAGAAACAGUACUGAUUUGAGUAAAACGAUAUCUAUGUCAGACGUACUGAGACAUUCAUCUGACAAUGUAUCGCUUUUUUUUGGAGCUGCUGUUUUCACAUAAUCUGCCCUUCCUUAUUAGGAAGAAAUCUAAGAGAAAUCUAAGACAUCCUUCCUAGUUCUCAUACUGCAAUUAUUAUAUUUUUGGUUAGACUAAAACGUAACUAUUAAAAAUAGUUGAAUGAAGGUUUUAUCCUGAAAAUAUUAUUAUGCAUACAGUGAGAGGCAUUUAUAAUUAAUUAAAUUCAAUUAAGCCAUGAACGUUCUUUAUACAUACUCUAUAAUCACAUUUUAUUGACUUAGCUAUGUUUUACAACGCUAUACAUUUUCAAUGUUAAGCAGGUGAAUAGUACGAUGAUUAUUAUGCUGCUUAUCACUGUUUGUAGUGUAUUUUUGCUGAUUUAUGUUCGUUUUUUUCCUCAACAUGAUUUGCAAAUGUAUAUACUCUAUCAUGUUUUGAAAUAAAUAUGCAGUGA